Molecule: messenger RNA, 804 nt
Organism: Cyclocybe aegerita
Lineage: Eukaryota; Fungi; Basidiomycota; Agaricomycetes; Agaricales; Hemipholiotaceae
Source: the annotation of a GenBank genome assembly
AUGGUUCAACAGAUGCCUCAAUCAUUGCCUUCCAUUAGCAAUGUAGCAGCUGCGACUCUACGUUAUGUAUCGAAGAAGAAGCUUCGUCCCGAGCAACGUGAUGAGGUAGAUGCCUUCUUGUUGGACACGGUGCUUGGACGACAGGCCAAGUUAUUUGCAUGCAUCCUGUCCUUAGAAAACAAAAUCGAUACUUUCCGAUCAGCUGCACCACCCUACCAAUUAUCUGACGAGCUUAAAACCAAUAUCACUAACUAUGGCAUAGCCGUCUUGCUUUCCGUCAAUGUCAGUGCUUAUAAGGGCGACAUCCCUCGUAACCAUGUUCUUGAUAUUCUCAAGAGGUAUCGUUUUGAUUUGCCAGCGGGCAUUGAGCACGAUUAUGCCAACUGGGAGAAGAUAUCAACGUUUGUCGGUUAUUCACUAACUCAAACCCGCGCCAGAGUGAAGAAAUUGAUUAAAGACAGUAUAAAGGCAAAUACCAAUAUAUUUUCGCUUGCGCAGAUGAUUGUUCACUCCACGCCUUGUCGCACGACGAUCCAGCUGUGCUCCCGUGUUGCGCUCAUGCGUGCGGUUCACGCCGAAUGCAAUGGUGGCGAAAAAUUUUGGAAUCUGACCGAUGCAUGCCUUGAAUUUAUCCGAACAAGAGCAGGAUCCUCGGCCUCUAAAACAGCGAGGGCAUUCAAUGAAAUCCUGAAGAUUGAUCGAGCUACAUACGGUGCGGCGGAAGAAUAUGUGAUUGGGGAUACUGUUCCCGAUGAGUGGCAGCAGCGCGUUGAUGAUGUAGUUGCGGGGAUAGAUAUAGUGUGA